CAGAAGCUUAAGAUAUUGGACCUGUGGGCCCAGUUUGGUGAUAUACUAAUUGGGCUAGUCAAAACGAUGCGGUUUUUGCAUUGAUAAGAAAGAAAUGAAAGAAGUUAGAGAGCAAAUGCAGUUCUGUUAGUAGAAAAUGUCGUCAGAGAAGGAAUCGGAGUCUCGGAAAUCGAGUUCGGAAGAGAUUUCGCGCGAAUUCAAAACCCUAGUUAAUUCCGGUGAUCUUCACUCCCUUAACCACAUGCAACACACCAUAUUGGGAAGGUUGCAGGACAGCAAUGCGGUGUUGUCGCAUUUCAACGACUUCUCUCAACACUGCUUUGCUGAGAUUUCCGGUGACAUUGCUAGAAACACGCGCAUAUUGAAGUCUGUCAAGUCUGAUCUUGAUUAUAUCUUUCAGAAACUCAGACUCCAAAUGCGAGGCCUUCUUUCAGAAGCCAGCUCUCAUGAAAGUAUCAAUUGUUAGGAUGUUAAGCGCAUGAGUGCCAAAUAUGAGGGCGGCUCUAUCCAUGAAACGCCCUCUUAUACUAGAAACGUGGACGCCUUUUACAGCCACUACCAAUCCCUGACAGGAUUUGUCGAUGGGUUUUAGGACUGGCUUAUCCCGCUUCCAAGGACAAAUAGUCAUCCCAAGGUGGAUCACUUGUUGCUCAUUUGAAUAUGUUGUCAAAUUUCACUGCCUCACAAGUGACUGAGCUUAAGAGUAUUGUGUUCGACUUUGAUCCAGCUUUUAUCAGCCAUUUCUGGCGUGAACUGUUUCUUAUGAAUUCUGCCUACCAUACUUAGUUGGUGGACGAACUGAGGUUUUAAUGAUGUUGCAAUAGUAUUUAAAGGCCACGGUUCACCUUAAGCCCUCUUCAUAGGGUCAGUUUUUGCCUUGGCUGAACAUGCUCAAUGCAUUUUGCUACAUUUAUGUCUCUCUUUAUAGUAACGGAAGAACUCCUCCUUCCCUCUAGAAUUAUAUAUAGGUCAACUUUGCAAUUGAAGUUGUGGAUUCCUUCUUGUCUUAUGGAGAGGAAGUCCUGGCUUUCUUUAGCAAAAACAGACUCAAAAAGCUCAAGAAAUUAUGAAGAAUAAUGCUUACAAACAAAAGGAGAUUUCCUGUCAACGUUGUUCUUGGUCAUUGGGUAUGUAAAGUUGCAACCAGAUCAUGAGAAGUUGGAUAUUGUGUUCUUGUGGAAGGUGUGAUUUAAUAUCAUAAAAAAGUAGGCAAGAUCAAGUUCAAAAGCAAAUUAUACGGUAAUGACAUUAGUCACUUGUCAGCUUAUAUCACUACAACAACUACUUAAAGUGCUCAAAUUUGAUAAAACAUCCUAAAUGCACCUUGGAUGUGACAAUCAGUCAACACUACACGUUGCAUCUUAUCUUAUCUUUCAUGAUAGAACCAAACAUAUUGAGUUGGGUUGUCAUUUAAUUAGAGGAAAAAUAGAGUAUGAAGGCAUCACCACUAUAUUUGUCAACUCUAGUGAACAAUUAGCUGACAUAUUUACAGUCUUUAAGAACCUAAGAUCGAUUAUAUUUGUCACAAUCUAGACACAUACAAUUUACAUGCUCUAGGCUGAAGGAGAAGGUAAUAAUUAUAGAACUGGGGAAUUGAUCUUAUAUAAUCAAGCAUAUCUAUAAUAAACGUAUGUUUAGGAACAUUUUUAUUUUAUUUUCGUAUCAUGUAUUUCUUAUUAACAAUUGUCAAAACUCCUCUAUUUAUUGUAUUGAUUCUUUUGUUUUCAAUAUAAAUAAAGCAACUGCGUUUUCUCAAAAACACACGGUUUUUGCUCAAUGUUUCUCUCUUUCCUAUAGUUUAAUAUGACACUUAAUAGGAGCAAUGUCAUUGGUCAUACCAAGGAUAUUAAGCAAGCCAACAAAAAAUCCAAACAAGACACUGCUGGGCUGAUUUAUUUGAAGGAUUUUUCGUGAUUGUACAGGUGUCUAGGCUACCUGGGAAAGUAGGUGUUAAUUAGGAACUGUAGUGAAGAGUGGAAUUGGAUGUUGGUUUCUGGGUGCUUUAUAUAGUGGGGUAUUGGUUGGAGAAAUGACAGGGAAAUAAUGUUGACAAUCCUCAUCCUGCGCUUGUUCUUCUCGUUAUCUUUGGGCAUAAUAUUCUUCUCUUAUUUUCAUCAUAAGGCUUCAAAUUAGAGGAAAAGAAAAUAAAGAUAUGGGAUUCACGGAAUGGAAUGCAAUUCGUCUAGUUUUUUAUUUAUUCUAUUUUAUUUUUAAGAAUUCAAGUAAACCUUGUAGAAUUUCACUUUUUCUUCCCUUUCAAUCAAUAUACUAGUUUAUAAUGUGUUAGUGAUUUCGGUAUCCUUA
Vigna angularis (adzuki bean) is the source of this 2304-nucleotide messenger RNA. RefSeq lists its product as uncharacterized. Lineage: Eukaryota; Viridiplantae; Streptophyta; Magnoliopsida; Fabales; Fabaceae. The record is from RefSeq and is a predicted model, not a curated record. Bases 137 to 466 code for a protein of 109 amino acids. Gene Ontology annotation, cellular component: BORC complex. The transcript has 3 exons. Gene Ontology annotation, biological process: lysosome localization.